This is a messenger RNA of Ictalurus furcatus (blue catfish), 2772 nucleotides long. RefSeq names its product spliceosome associated factor 1, recruiter of U4/U6.U5 tri-snRNP (gene sart1). The record is from RefSeq and is a predicted model, not a curated record. The coding region runs from base 254 to 2590 and encodes 778 amino acids. Gene Ontology annotation, cellular component: U4/U6 x U5 tri-snRNP complex. The transcript has 20 exons. NCBI's taxonomy places the organism in Eukaryota, Metazoa, Chordata, Actinopteri, Siluriformes, Ictaluridae. Gene Ontology annotation, biological process: maturation of 5S rRNA; mRNA cis splicing, via spliceosome.
AACCGCAGUAUUCGACCAACGACUGGUGAACGAUGUUUAUGCUGGUGUAGCUAACUUAGUUUGCUAAAAAUAAAUACUUUGUGCUUGUUAUGUAAAUGUGAAAUAGAUCAAAUAAGUGUAGCAAAUGUCAGUUCUUAGUCCUGUUGGACUGAGUGAAAAAGCUUUUAAGUAGUCUAGUGGUUGAUUAGUUAAGCCAGUUAGCUUUAUCCAGUACGCAAACGUCGCUAGAUAGAAACUCGUCCUAUAGUCAGAUAUGGGCUCGUCUAAAAAACAUAAAGAGAAGGAUAAGGACCGGGACCCGGAGGAGCGCCAUCGGGAACACAAAAAGCACCGACACAAGGAUCGCGAAAGGGAUAAAGAGCGAGAGAAAGAGAAGGAGAAGAGGAAGAGAUCCCGCUCCCGGGACAGGAGCAGUCGGGCUGCGGAGAAAGAGAGCAGGAGCAGAGGGGAGAAGAGCAGCGGAGAGCCGCGGGUGAAGAAAGAGAAACCAGAUCCAAGCUGUGAAGAGACUGAAGAUGCAGGGCCGAAAUCAGCAGCUGGUGAUGCUUCACUCAGCAUCGAAGAGACCAAUAAGCUGAGGGCUAAACUGGGUCUGAAGCCCCUUGAGAUGAAUGAGUCCAAAAAAGAACUUGGCACAAAGGAGGAGCCUCUGCAGGCUGAAGUGAUCAACCCCAUACAGAUCAGACAGCAGAAGGAGAUUCGGGAGAAGCUGGCCGCUCUUAAAGAGAAACGUCUGCUCAAUCAGAAGCUCGGCAAAGUAAAGAGGCUCGCAGAUGACGAUCCGUGGCUUGACGACACUGCAGCCUGGGUAGAGAAGAGUCGCAAACUUGCGAAGGAGAAGGAGAUGGCAGAGAAGAGGGCCAAGCUUCUGGAAGAGAUGGAUGAAGAGUUUGGUGUCAGCAACUUGGUUGAACAAGAGUUUGCACAAAGCAAACAGGAGGCUUACAGUUCGAGGGAUCUUAAAGGUCUUACCGUACAGCACAAAAUGGAAUCAUUUAGAGAGGGCGAGACGGUCAUUUUGACUCUAGAAGACAAAGGUGUUCUGGAGGAGAAGGAGGACGUGCUUGUGAACGUCAACAUAGUGGAUAAAGAGAAAGCAGAGAAGAACGUGGAGCUUAAGAAGAAGAAGCCUGAGUACAAACCUUACAACGAGGAGGAGAGCGUGGAUGACAUGGUCAUGUUCAAGCAAAAGUCUGUCCUGUCGAAGUAUGAUGAGGAGAUAGAGGGCGAGAAGAAGAAGAGCUUCCAGCUGAGUGCUGGUGGCUACGCUACAGGGGACAGAGAACGUGAGCUGCAGGCCAUCAGAGAGACCCUGCGCAAUCAGGCCCAGUCUCUGGACAUGCCUGCUCUCGCUGUGGCCUCGGAGUACUACACCCCACAGGAGAUGGUGGGUUUUAAGAAAACCAAACGGCGUAUAAAGAAAAUCAGGAAGAGGGAGAAACCCCUCAAGGCUGAUGAGCUCCUCACAGACGACACUCGCAGCACGGAUUUCGGCUCCAGGUCACGAGGCCGUGGUAGGAAGCAGGUGGAAGAAACCGAAGAGAUGGAAGACUCUGUUAAGGAUGCUGGCAGCAGUAAAGCAGACACUCUGCAGCAGUCUGAUGAUAUCCGGACAGCUGACAUGGACAUCAGUGACGAUGAUGAUUUUGUUACACCGGAGCCUGAAGCUAUUGAAGAGGACGAGGCUGAGCUGGAGCUACAGAAACAACUAGAGAAACAGAGGAAGCUUAAACAGAAGCAGCUGCUGAAAGACUCAGGGGAAAAGGUGAUGGAACACCUGCAAGUGCUGGAGAGAGCCGGAGAAGAUGGCGCUGAUGAUCCGGACAAGAAAAACAACAUAGUCUUUAACGCCACGUCCGAGUUCUGCCGCACCCUGGGAGACAUUCCUACCUACGGCCUGUCGGGAAACCGGGAGGACCAGGAGGACAUCAUGGACUUUGAGCAGAAGGAAGAGCGAGACGGAGCUGGAGGCUCCGGUUCAGACAUGGACGAUAACGUGGGCUGGAGCACCGUCAAUCUGGAUGAGGAGCAGAAGCAGCCGGAUUUUGCCACUGCUUCAACCACCAUUCUGGACGAAGAGCCCAUUGUUAACUCUGGCCUCGCGGCUGCUUUGCUGCUCUGCAAGAACAAAGGGCUGUUGGAGACUCAAAUGCAGAAGGUGGCUCGAGUGCGCGCUCCUAAAGGAGCUCUGCCAAAUGACAACUACUGCAUUGAAGAUAAGAUGGCCAUUGAUGACAAAUACAGCAGGAGAGAGGAAUACAGGGGCUUCACACAGGACUUCAAGGAGAAAGAUGGCUACAAGCCAGAUGUUAAGAUUGAAUACGUGGAUGAGUCUGGGCGCAAGCUUACUCCUAAAGAGGCUUUCAGACAGUUAUCCCAUCGUUUCCAUGGCAAAGGAUCUGGAAAGAUGAAGACUGAGAAAAGAAUGAAAAAACUGGAGGAGGAGGCGCUGCUGAAGAAGAUGAGCAGCAGCGACACUCCUCUAGGUACUGUGGCCCUGCUGCAGGAGAAACAGAAGUCCCAGAAAACUCCCUACAUUGUCCUCAGUGGUAGUGGGAAGAGCAUGAAUGCAAAUACCAUUACCAAGUAGAAGCCUCUACGAUCAACAUAUUUGUGUACAGUGGAUCGUCUGAAACAUUUUCCCUUUAGCAAUUAAAAUUGUAUGUGUGUGGACACUGUCCUUUGUUUAAAACUCAUGCUUUAAAAAUUCAUUGUUUCAGUCUUUUUUUUUUUUCUUCUUUUCUCCAUUAAAAGCUGUUGCUCUAAACGGGA